Molecule: messenger RNA, 921 nt
Organism: Pyricularia oryzae 70-15
Lineage: Eukaryota; Fungi; Ascomycota; Sordariomycetes; Magnaporthales; Pyriculariaceae
Product: 60S ribosomal protein L23a
Exons: 4
Coding region: 161-634 (157 amino acids)
Biological process (GO): translation; ribosomal large subunit assembly
Cellular component (GO): ribosome; cytosolic large ribosomal subunit
Molecular function (GO): structural constituent of ribosome; rRNA binding
Source: RefSeq, a predicted model, not a curated record
GUGCACAGGAAUCGGGCCCCCCGUCACCCCACAAACCCUAAGCAGUAAUUCACAAAAACUUUCCUCCAGAAUCGGUCAAUCGCCUUAUUUUCUGCUUCAUCCACCAAACGACACAACCGCCGCCGACUAACCCCCAGAGACGCAGCCGACAAUAUCAACAAUGGCCCCUAAGGACGCAAAGAAAGGCGGUGCCUCCAAGGCGCCCAAGGGCUCCAAGCAGGCCCAGGCUGCUUCUAAGGCUGCCCUCAAGGGUGUGCACGCCCACAAGAGGGUCAAGGCCCGCUACACCACCAGCUUCCACCGUCCCAAGACCCUGCAGCUGUCGAGGGCCCCCAAGUACCCCCGCAAGUCGGUCCCUCACCUGCCGCGCCUCGACGAGCACAAGAUAAUCGUCCACCCGCUCAACACCGAGAGCGCCAUGAAGAAGAUUGAGGAGAACAACACCCUGGUCUUCAUCGUCGACAUCAAGGCCAACAAGGCCCAGAUCAAGCAGGCCCUGAAGAAGCUUUACGAUCUGGACGUACUCAAGAUCAACACCCUCAUCCGCCCCGACGGCCAGAAGAAGGCUUACGUCCGCCUGACCCCUGACGUCGAUGCUCUGGACAUUGCUGCUACCAAGCUGGCUCUUGUCUAAGUAUAUUUUUCUGUGGCUCUGGGCUGGUUGUCUUGUUUUAACGAGGGGUUAAGGGAAUGGAAAUACCAUGCAUUUCAAAACGGCGUCAUAUAGGCUUCUGGGUCAUGACUUCAUGCGGGCAAAAAAAGCAAUUUGGACUUUCUACCUUUUCCCGGAAAGCAAACACCUCUUGAAGGCAGUUCUGAUGAUUUCCCUGCAAGCGUCUUGAAUGAAAUGUUGUCGUUGUGAAUAUGCCUUCCCCAUUCAAUGUCCUACUCUUGGUCUUAUAUUCAGGUUUUCUUCGUGCC